GACAGCGUCAGAUUCUGUCUUUGCUAUAAUGAUCAUUACUAACAUUGAUCAGUGGAAGUAACUAGAUACUUUAGCGGCAUACUGCACUGUAGGGGACUUUACUUCAUAAUACAGCACUAGCAGACCAGAAUCAGCACCAUGGAAACAGAGUACUCCAAAAGAGUCUAUCAAGGGGUGCGAGUCAAACAUACAGUGAAAGAUCUUUUGGCCGAGAAACGAUCCAGACAGACCAAUGUGCCCCGAUAUAAUGGAGGAACGAGUCCUUCUCAGCCUAGCUUUGUCCAAAUGCCAGGAUCCCACAUGCUGCCUGGGUACUACGGCAUGAGGCGGCCCUUCAUGUCAGACUCGGAGUUCUGCCACCCUGGCAAGCAGUUCUCCCCCGAGGUGUACGCCUCGUCCCUGGGGAGCAAGACGCUCCCUGCUGACCCCUCCUCCGUGGCUGGCUACUCCUCUCUGAUUGACAGCUACUACCCUGAGUCCUUCGGAGACUACCGCAACACCGCUUUUCCCAGCGGAGGGGGCCCCCUCUUCCCCCCCUCGGCCCUCUCCUCCCUGCUGCCCCCCUUCUCCGGGGACUCACACUUCAUUCUGAGGGACUCGUGGGACCAGCCCGCGGCCGACAACGUGAGCCCGGGGGAGGGGCUGUGCGCCGACGGCCUGGCCAGCGUGCAGACCCCCUCCUCGGCCAGCGGGGCCGACUCCGGGAGCCCCUCGCCGUAUCGGGGGGCCGGCCGAGGCCCCGGCCUGUCCUCCACGCAGAACUACUUCCACCCCCUGGAGGAGGUGCACUACCCCAGCCCCUACGCCAGCGCCCCCAGCUACGCCUGCUCGCCGUACAUGACUCUCUCCAGCGAGCUGCCCUCCAAAAUGCCUGCGCUGUCGGGGGAGGAGUCGGAUAACGCCCCGCCCGCUCUCAGCGACCCCACGCCCUGGCAGAAGGAUGACGGCGCCAGCACGUGGUCCCCGUACGAAAUCCGGAGGACCUACUGAGGGACUACAGCCGGUGUACGCAGCGCUAUUCUCAUCUGCUGGACAGAGCCCGGCCAUUCCUGCGCCCCCAAAGGCCGAGGCACAGGACUGUACCCCGGAACAACACAACAUAGCUAUCCUCGCGCUCCAUCCCCACGUCCCUCGCUCCAUGCCCACGUCUUUACUUUAUUGAAGGAGUCUUGCUUUUUGUUUGUUUUUUCCCUGUAGCAAUGCAACAACCACACUACUGAAGUAUAGAAGUAUUGUACAUAUAGGUAUGUAUGUGGUAGUGGGAGUUACUGCAAUUAUUUAAGGAAUGGUCUUCCAGGUGCAUUUCACAACAGGCUGUAGUCCGCCUUUCUGAUGAGCAGAACAUUAACAAAAACAUAAUUAAAUCUACUCAGAACAAACAGGAAUAAUGAAGAGCCAAAUUUACAUAUUAAUUCAGAGCUCAUACUAAAUCUGUAUAUAUGAAUGGCUUCUUAUGAGAACUACAUUGGUGUAUUUCUUUUGAAUUCUUUCCAUAAUUAAACAAUCUGAAUGUG
This is a messenger RNA of Conger conger (European conger), 1514 nucleotides long. RefSeq names its product POU class 2 homeobox associating-factor 2-like. The record is from RefSeq and is a predicted model, not a curated record. Bases 139 to 990 code for a protein of 283 amino acids. The transcript is spliced from 5 exons. Gene Ontology annotation, molecular function: POU domain binding; DNA binding. Lineage: Eukaryota; Metazoa; Chordata; Actinopteri; Anguilliformes; Congridae.